AACCAAUCCCGGCCAUUCAACUUUGGCGAACUUCCACUAUCUCUCACCACAAUGUCCAUUGACGUCAAGGACAAUUGGACAAUCCAGCCCGGUACCCUGCCUUCUUCACUAGUAUCUUUGACCCUCCUCCCAGACUUUGAGCGAUUUCUUGAUCCCAAUGUCCCCAUCCUGAUACCUGGUUCACUUCCUGGAUCACUGGAAACUCUUUCCCUUCAGGGUUCGAUCAUCGAGCGUUUGAAGCCGGGAUUGCUCCCAUCAUCUCUCAAAUCACUCAAGCUAGACGAUCUUCGUGUUCCACCAACGCUUGGCGAUAUCCCCUCUUCGAUCAUAUCACUAGAGUUUGGCAGUGACUUCAACCAUCCUCUGGGAGUGGGUGUUCUGCCUUCGUCACUCCAGACGCUACACUUUGGCUACACUUUCAAUCAGCAAUUCUUACCUGGAGUGUUUCCACGAUCACUCAAGUCAUUAUACUUUGACGAAGGACUAUUCAAUCAAUCAUUUGGACUUGAUGUGCUUCCACCUCACCUGACAACACUCUCGCUGCUGUCAAGAUUCAACAAAACAAUCAUUCCUGGAUCUUUGCCCAACAGCCUGGUCACUCUUCAGUUUGGCAAGAUAUAUGGAACCAUUGAUCUAGAUGUGCUCCCAACUUCUCUCACAUCUCUGACAUACGAAUUUAAGGGUACCUUCUCUUUGAGAUAUUCUUUUGAACUUUAUACAUAUAGUCUACUUGUCUCGUGGCCUCCUUCACUCCAAACUAUGGUCGUUGGUGAUCUGUGGCGGUUUAACUAUCAUGAGCCCAUACCCAUUCCACCAAGCGUUACAUCAUUGUCAAUUCAACUUGUACAACAAGAGCAUCUUAGAUUACUGUCAAAGUCAUUGACAUAUCUUGACCUUGGACAUACUUUCAAUAGUCCAAUCACACAAGGAUCAUUGCCACCAUCACUAGUCCAUCUGAUAAUUGGAAAUGCAUUCAAUCAGGUGUUGCCAACUGGAGUGCUACCCGCCACUCUGACCGACCUUUCUCUUGGGGAUACAUUUAACCAGGCUUUGCCCAUUGGAGUGUUGCCACCAUCUCUCAAAUCACUAGGUCUGGGACGUCAUUUCAAGCAAGGAUUGAAACAAACAUCACUUCCAGGAACAUUGCGAACUCUGUCAGUGGACUCACGGGGCCAGACCAAGUAUGUUACUUUACCAACUUCAUCAUUCAAGUCUGACCUCGAUUUGUUGGAGGUGAGGACUGGAUUCUUUUGGACAAACAUGGCCACAAAGAACAAGGCAAGUUCAAUCAAGUUGUUGCGAAUCAAACAAUAUAAGAGAACAUAUGAGAGGAGCCAAGCCCAUAUCAUCGGACCAAUGGUUGUGUCAUUCCCCAAUGUACACACGUUCGACGUCACCUUCCACAUUCACCGAAGCAAAGAUUCUCUUGAUUUUGACCUCCCUCUAAAGUUACCAAUUGAUUGCGACUUAUUAUACAGAAUCCAAGUUCGCCGAAUCCACCAUCAACUUGCUAUUUGCCUUAUCUACAAUCAUCAUUAUCUUAUCAAAGAUCCUAAAUUUUGUUUGAGAAUACUAGACUUGUCUCGAUACGAUGGCAGUCGUCCUAGUUGUCCAAGUCCUGCUAUCCAUACAUUCAAC
Messenger RNA from Acytostelium subglobosum LB1, 1638 nucleotides. RefSeq lists its product as hypothetical. The record is from RefSeq and is a predicted model, not a curated record. The annotation marks the transcript as partial. NCBI's taxonomy places the organism in Eukaryota, Evosea, Eumycetozoa, Acytosteliales, Acytosteliaceae. The transcript has a single exon.